AUGGAAAACUUAUCUCAUCAAAAUAUCUUAAGUAUUGGAGCCGCCGUGUAUACAAUUUACAAAUCAUACUAUAAGCAGCUUUGGUCCUUUUCUUUGAAAUUUUAACUUAAAUAGAUAUAUUUAAUAUUCUUCAUUUUCACACGCUGCCUUUGCUAUCAUGUUGUUGAGUUUGUUUUGACAAACUCAGUGGGGAUUCGAAAAGAUGACGCAUAUGCUAACCCAAAUUUGGAGAUGGCUGGUGCAGCCAGAAGUGUGGAGAUUUGUAGGCUUUGCCUCAGCUAUUGUUGGACUGCUCUGUUAUGCUCUAAGCUCUUCCUUCAACUAUCUCUUUGGAGAUUGGAAUCUCUUGAAGAUUCUUCUUUACUGCAUUUUCAGUUUCUUCAUCAGCCUCAUGAUUUUCUUUGCAAAAUUAUUACAACACUCCACAAGUCUUCGGUUCAAAGCUCAUACAGCAUUUCUUGUACUGGCAAUCACAUCUGCCUAUUCCUUUUUCUUCGACAAAAAGGUGAAUGGGAAACCAGAUCUAUGUAGCCUCAUUUCAUAUGCUGCCUUUGCUAUCAUGUCACUCAGCCUGUCGAGGCAAACUCAUUUCGGAUUCGAAAUCGAUCUUCUCUACUUCUUCCUUGGAUGUCUAAUUGUGCUACUCAUGAAGAUUAAAUUACAGUUAUUUUUUGUUGGAGCAGGUUUCAGCUAUUCCCUUAUUAUUCUCCGUUCUUCCUUUUCUUCAAUAGAUGCUGGAGCAAAUAAUCCGCACUCUGAUCUCCAAAAUGGAAAUUCGGUGGUUCUUUCUAUAGCUUCUCUACAACUCACCAGUACUGAUACUGCUAGUGCUACUAGCAGUGCCAAUAACAGUAGCAUCGGUUCACCACAAUUGGUGAUCACCGCUGAUAUUAGUAAUAUGAUGGAACAACUUCAGACAUUUGUAACGGAGCUUCGGCGUGAAAAUUCAAAUUUCAUUCAAAUGGUGUUGGAUUAUGUAAAAAAAUAUGUUGAGGAAUACUCUGAAUUGGUGGUAACCGAUACUAACUUCAUGAUGGAUGCGCUGAAGCCAGAAACCAUCAAAGGCCUUGAGGAAACAGCAAAGGUUAUGAUGAGCUCUGGAUUUGAGAAAGAUUUUUCCGAUGUGUACAUCAAUUGCCGUAGGGAAUGCUUAAAUGAGUGCCUAAUGCAUAGAUUGUUCGGGUUACAGAAGCUCAGCAUCGAGGACGUUCACAAUAUGCCAUGGAACGUCCUCGAAGCCCAAAUUGAGAAAUGGAUUAAAACUUUCAAUAUCACUCUGAAGAUACUCUUUCCUGGCGAGCGACGAAUCUGUGACCGCAUUUUUUUCGGAUUCCCAUCUGCAGCUGAUUUUUCCUUCGUGGAGAUUUGCAGGGAAACCACCGUUCAGUUGUUGAGUUUUGCUGAAUCCGUCGCUUCUGGAAGUCAUUCCCCAGACCGUUUGUUUAAAAUGCUGGAGGUGUUGGAAACACUGCGUGACUUAAUUCCAGAAAUUGAGUCGUUCUUUUGUGAUGAAUACAGUGUGUCUCUAAGGAAUGAAGCAAACACCACACGGAAGAAAUUGGAAGAUGCAAUCAGAGACAUUUUCAUUCAAUUGGAGGAAUUUUACAGGCAAGAGCAUAGGUAUCUGGAGUCAUUGGAGAGCAAUUUAAAUGCCAGAUCCAAAUUCUACGAUGGCUCUUUUUCAGGGGAUAUUUUCUUGAUGAACAAUGGCACGUACAUAAUCCCAAUUGCAAAAGAUAAUGAAUUAGGAUCCCUUUUGGAGAAUGAUUGGAUCCGACAAUAUGCUUGGAAAGUUUUGCACUACAAUGGACAAGAUAACAUGAGCACUAUCUCACCCGAAUUAACCCAUGAGGUGAAUGUGAAAGAUUCGGAAGCAUUCCCCUGCCAACCGCGAGUAAGUCGAGAACAGAAAACUUGUUCAAGUGGCUUGGAAAAAGAUGUGUAAACCUUAUGCACAUGGUGGCUUAGGUCUCAGAUCUUUAAUCAAGCUCAAUGAGGCCUGUAACCUUAAAUUAGCUUGGGAUAUGCUUAUUGGUCAGGAGCAUUGGGCCUUCAUUUUGAAGAGUAGGGUCCUUAAGAAUUACAGUCCGAUUAAGUUCCACAUUUUUUCGCCUAUUUGGUCCUCCAUCAAAGCGGAGGUUCUUCUUAUUAAGGAUAUUGGUGUUUGGUCUGUUGGUAAUGGCGCUGCAAUCAAUUUUUAGUAGGAUAGGUGGUGCGGACCGCCGCUUAUUGAAGACUUUUCUCUUGAGAUUCUCCGUUCCAACGGAAUUGUCGUUUUGUCUAAAGUUGCUGAUUUUUUUCAUCGAUGGUCAAUGGAGUUUUUCCGGCUGACUGGGAUCAGCUUUUCCCUUUUCUUCGUCAACGAAUAUUACCUAUCGUGUCACCUUCAUAAUUGGAUCUUUUGCACUGGCCUCAUUCUUUAUUCGACGAGCUAUCUCUCAAGGAGGUUUAUUGUUACAAAAAUCCUUCUAUUGUUCUUUCUUAGCCCAAAUCGGUAUGAUCCAGUGAUAUCCCGCCUAUAAAAUCCAUGGUGGUUUGGAAAUCCAUGGUUCUUAUAUCUUUUAUAUCUUGGGCCUUUUAUUCUUUCUAAUAUAUGAGACUUUAUUAAAAAAAAAAUAGUUAGAAGAGCGUAAAAGAGAAAAAUAAAAGAGAGGAUAUAAGUCCAAAUAUUACUACCUAUUUUUAUCUUUAUAAUUAUUAUUUUUCACAGUUUUAAUUAUUGUCUCCUGCACUAAUUAGACUCUAUAAUUACUUUUUUUUUUCCACAUUGCUUUAAUGAUUGUCUCCUGCCAU
Vicia villosa (hairy vetch) is the source of this 2793-nucleotide messenger RNA. RefSeq names its product exocyst complex component EXO70C2-like. The transcript is spliced from 2 exons. NCBI's taxonomy places the organism in Eukaryota, Viridiplantae, Streptophyta, Magnoliopsida, Fabales, Fabaceae. The coding region runs from base 203 to 1945 and encodes 580 amino acids. Gene Ontology annotation, molecular function: DNA-binding transcription factor activity; sequence-specific DNA binding; phosphatidylinositol-4,5-bisphosphate binding. Gene Ontology annotation, biological process: regulation of DNA-templated transcription; exocytosis. Gene Ontology annotation, cellular component: exocyst. The record is from RefSeq and is a predicted model, not a curated record.